CCCGAAGGUCUGCAGCAGAGACCGGGAGGCCAAGCUGGGGGUCCGCGGGGCCGGGCAGGUGGAAGGGGGUCCCGACCGGGCAGUGAGGGAAGCCAGCGCCGCGGGUGCUCGGGGGUGCCGCGGGGUACCGGGGCCUUCAGGUGACCGACGGGCACCAGGAAGACGUCCUAACAAGUGACCCUGGGAGGCGCUGGGGGCAGGGGGCUGCAGGAGCCGGGUCAGGCAGGUAGAGGCGGGCAGCUGGGGGAAGGAAAUGGCUCCCCCAGCCCCAUCUGCCGGUGAGGGGUCCAGGGAGGGCCCCGCAGUGCUCGCCGGGCUUGAGGGCCAGAGGUGCCCCGGGAGCCAAAGGGGUGGGGGCUCCUGUCACCCCCUGAGAGGGAGAAGGGACCUGUGACUGUCCCCUGAGUGACAUUGGCAGACAUUCUUGCAUUCUGCAUUGAUCCAUGCUCAAUUUUAGGGGUCUCCGUGACCUGGGAACUCCAGACCUGAGGGUGGACGCGUCCAGGCCACCUGAUGCCACUCUGAGACCAGGGGCCUCUGCAGUUUGUCUCUGUGGACACCAGUGCUCAGAGAUAGGACGCGUUCCCAGGGACAGGGGUGGCUCACACUCACGUGCAGGUGUGACUACCAGUGUCACUCGGGGCACCCAGAUGUGUCGGGGCUCCAGGACUAGAACCCCCAAACUGUAACAAGCACAAGCUUGGUGACUCAAAACGACUGAACAACUGUCAUAGUCUGGAGACCAAAAGUCCAAAGUGAAGGUGUGGGCUGGGCCUCAGUCCCGCAGGUCCAGGUGGGCUCCCUCCUGCCUCUCCAGCCCGUCACACAGGGCGCCUCUCCCUGGGCUCCUACAAGGACGCCAGUCAUUGGGUUGGGGCUACUUCAGUGUGACCUUAUCUUUUUUUUUAAGAGGUAUUUAUUUGGGAGAGAGCACGUGGGCGCGUGCAGGGGGGGAGAGAGGGAGGGGGAGAGCCCCCAAGCAGCACCCCUGCUGAGUGUGGAGCCCAGGCUCUUAACCCACUGAGCCACCCAGGUGCCCUCAGCGUGACGUUAUCGUGAACAUGUUUCCAAACAAGGUCACAAUCUCAGGGACCAGAGGUUGGGACCUGAACAUCUUUUGGGGGAGACACAAUGCUACCCACUACAGGUACACACAGCGGGGCAGGCUCAAGAUAGUCACCCCAGGGGACCUCCGUCAGGGACAGGGCCUCCAUGCUCAUGUUCUCUCGUGAGACCAGCUCACCCACCGUGGUGCUCGGCGCCGCUCCUUGUCCAGCCAGGCCUGGGCUGCCAGGGUGUCCCCAGCUCACUCUCCGUUCCUGGUCCUGACGCUGCCCCCCCCCCACACUGACCUGCAUUUGCACACGGACAUGCUGUGCCCGCUUGGCCCCCAGCGUGGACAAGGCAGGCCUUCUGAGCAGUGGCAGGUGCUGGCCACUGCUGCCCGGCAUCGGGGGCCCUGGAACACGGCUCAUGGAACAUGGUUGGCCUUCAGCCCCUGGUGUGCCCGAGGGACUCCUGUCCCAGGUCACAGAACGCAGGGGGGCUGGCAACAGCUUAUCAGGCUUGCUGACAGGAGUCCCUGCAGCUGCCCUGGCUUUGCCCCUCACGGUUCGGGGGAGCUCUGGCUGCUUCUCGUGCUCACCUGGAGUAAGGUUCAAGUGACAGGUCUCCUGGUGCUUCACACAGAACUGGGAAGCAUCCCGGGUCCCCUCCCCAGGCCCGGGACAGUAGGGGUGCAGGGAAGCGGCGCCUUGCAGGUGGGCACCACACGUCCACAGGGUGACCUUCCAGGAGAGGCCCUGCUGACACACGGGGACAGCUCGGAUGGCGCAGGGGUGCACGAAGGAGGUGAGGUCAGCAGCUCCGGCCCUCCAAGGACACUGAGGCCCCUCCACCCAAUCCCCUGGACAAGAGCCCACCGGGGGGCCCUGCCCCCCCACAGUGUAUCGGCACCCAUCUGUGAGGGUCUCAGCCCGGGGCGGAGGGCCAGCGUGUGUGCUGUCACCGCCGAGAGGAUGCAUGCCCCACCCAUGAGGAGCUGGCCCCACCGACCCCGUGUGGGGGGCACACCCAGUGCCCGGAGCCUCGCUGCACAGGGACUCCCUGGAGCACAGGACACCCGACUCUCCGCACCCUGCUUUGCUUGACAGGGACACGAUGGUAAACAGGUGCCGGCAACACGUGGCACUGGCCUCCUAGCCUAGAACCUCCCGGAAGGCCAGGGCCAUGUGCAUCCGCAGUGUGGAGGGCAGCGGGCCACGGGAAGACCCCAUGGCUCCUGGCCGGGCUUGCUAGGAGCCCAUUUACUGCUACACGCCGCACAACUUCACUCGCGACCAGGCGCUGUAUGCUCGCGGCUACUGCUGGACGGAGCUGCGGGACGCGCUGCCCGGCGUGGACGCUAGCCUGUGGCCGUCGCUGUUUGAGCACAAGCUGCUGCCCUACUCGCUGCUGGCCUUCGCGGCCAUCAUGUACGUGCCCGCGCUGGGCUGGGAGUUCUUGGCCUCCACCCGCCUCACCUCGGAGCUCAACUUCCUGCUGCAGGAGAUCGACAACUGCUACCACCGUGCGGCGGAGGGCCGCGCCCCCAAGAUCGAAAAGCAGAUCCAGUCCAAGGGGCCCGGCAUCACGGAACGCGAGAGGCGCGAGAUCAUCGAGAACGCCGAGAAGGAGAAGAGCCCCGAGCAGAACCUGUUCGAGAAGUACCUGGAGCGCCGCGGCCGCAGUAACUUCCUGGCCAAGCUGUACCUGGCACGGCACCUGCUCAUCCUGUUGCUCAGUGUGGCGCCCAUCUCCUACCUGUGCACCUACUAUGCCACCCAGAAGCAGAAUGAGUUCACGUGCGCGCUGGGCGCAUCCCCAGAUGGGCCGGCCGCGGGGGGCACGGCCGUGCGCGUGAGCUGCAAGCUCCCGUCUGUGCAGCUGCAGCGCAUCGUGGCGGGCGUGGACAUCGUGCUGCUUUGCGCCAUGAACCUCAUCAUCCUCGUCAACCUCAUCCACCUCUUCAUCUUCCGCAAGAGCAACUUCAUCUUCGACAAGCUGCACAAGGUGGGCAUCAAGACGCGCCGUCAGUGGCGCCGCUCCCAGUUCUGCGACAUCAACAUCCUGGCCAUGUUCUGCAACGAGAACCGCGAUCACAUCAAGUCGCUCAACCGGCUGGACUUCAUCACCAACGAGAGCGACCUCAUGUACGACAACGUGGUGCGGCAGCUGCUGGCCGCGCUGGCCCAGUCCAACCACGACGCCACGCCCACCGUGCGCGAUGCCGGCGUGCAGACGGUGGACCCCAGCGCCAACCCCGCCGAGCCCGAGGGUACCGCCGAGCCACCCGUGGUCAAGCGGCCGCGCAAGAAGAUGAAGUGGAUCCCCACCAGCAACCCGCUGCCCCAGCCCUUCAAGGAGCCGCUGGCCAUCAUGCGCGUGGAGAACAGCAAGGCCGAGAAGCCCAAGCCCGUGCGCCGCAAGACGGCCACGGACACGCUGAUCGCGCCGCUGCUGGACGCCGGCGCCCGCGCCGCCCACCACUACAAGGGCGGCGGGGGUGACCCGGGGCCCGUGCCGGACAAGAAGCACGCGCGCCACUUCUCCCUGGACGUGCACCCCUACAUCCUCGGCACCAAGAAGGCCAAGCCCGAGGCCGGGCCCGCCACCACCCUGCCCACCUCCCGGAGCCAGGAAGGCGGUUUCCUUUCCCAGGCAGAGGAGUGCGCACUGGGCUUGGCCGCAGCUCCCACCAAAGACGCCCCGCACCCUGAGAAGGAGAUCCUGUACCCAGCAGAGCCGGCCCGGGCCGCGCUUCCCCCCGGGGGCCCCUUUCACGUCUGCUCGCCCCCAGCAGCCCCCGCCACAGCCCCUCUGUCACCGGCCAGUCUGGGCAAGGCCGACCCCCUUGCAAUCCUGAGCCGCAACGCCACGCACCCCUUGCUGCACAUCAGCACGCUGUAUGAAGCCCGGGAGGAGGAGGACGGGGGCCCCCGAGCACCCCCGGACGUGGGCAGCCUUAUCGCCAUCCCGCCGCCCCAGCAGAUCCUCAUCGCCACCUUCGACGAGCCGAGGACGGUCGUGAGCACCGUGGAGUUCUGAGGAAGGGGCAGCCGCCGCCGCCCCAGCCCCACGUGGACGUGGCCUCUGCUUCACCCGGCACUGCCCGCGCCUCCCGGCCUCCCGUCCGCAUGCCACAGGGCUGAGCACCGUGCCCUCCCGGCCCCCGGGACAGCAUCGUGGGGGUGCUGGCUGGGCCCGGGCCGGCCUUGACCCCAGCAGAGCCCCCUGGAAGGCCUGGAGCCAACCCUGCGUCAGGCAGUGGCUGCAAGCUGAAGAGUUUAUUUUUUUAGGCGAUUUCGUGUUGGGCCCGGGAUGCUGGCCCUGACGGCCGGGCCGUGGCAGGACAGCUCUGCUCCAAGCCCGGAGGGAGCUGGGGCGGUCCCAGCACCGGGCCUGCCGGGCCCAGAGGGCCACGCUCAGGUCAGCGGGGGCGCAGGGGUCCACCCUCCAUCCGAUCAACGUGCACUUUCUCCUUGAGUCCCGACAUACCUGUACUUUAUUUUACUACGAUUACUGUAACUACUGAGUGUACGUAUUACCAGGAGACAGGAUGGUGUGUGCAUGGGCGUGAGCGACAGGAGGAGGGCACCAGUGUGCCAGCGGAUGUGUGCGUGAGUGGGCGUGAGCAGCGAGCAGCGCGAUGUGGGCGCAGCGGGAACGCACGGCGUGUGAUUGGGCACGGGGCUGAGACGGUGCGGACACCAGCGUGCAAGGGAAGGAGUCCAACGCAAUAACCACGUCCCCCCACCCAGGCCACCAGCCCCCACCUGAGGGCCCAGCUUCCUGUGGGCACCCAGGGCUGGCGCUCGGAGGGUCUGUCCCUAUUACCUCAGCCACGGUGACAACGUGACAGUAUUAACAAGGUAGCACCGAGCAUAUCAAUAAAUAUUAUUCUGAUACUGUG
This is a messenger RNA of Canis lupus familiaris (dog), 4951 nucleotides long. RefSeq names its product pannexin 2 (gene PANX2). Gene Ontology annotation, molecular function: channel activity. Bases 2473 to 4086 code for a protein of 537 amino acids. Gene Ontology annotation, biological process: monoatomic cation transport; positive regulation of interleukin-1 production. The record is from RefSeq and is a predicted model, not a curated record. NCBI's taxonomy places the organism in Eukaryota, Metazoa, Chordata, Mammalia, Carnivora, Canidae. The transcript has 3 exons.